AUGGCUAAAGUCGAAAUAUCCGAAACAGGCCGUGGUAAACCAGCAGUUCAACUUGAAGGAUAUAGUUAUAGAACUGAACGUCAUCAAAAAGAAUCGAUCUCAUGGAAUUGUCGGGAAUAUGGUUGUCCUGGUGGAGCUCCAAAUUCGCACGGUCCAGAUCCAGAAAAAGUUGUUGUUGAUAUGAAAAAAAGAUGUGAGCAUCAACUUCCAUACGCUGCUUUUCAAGCAUCUAGUCAAAUUGUCACUGAUCCACAAAUAGCAGCCACAAUACCCAGUUUUGAAAGUCUUAGGUCUACAUUAUAUCGACAUAAAGGAAAUAAAAAUGAAUCACCGAUACUAACAUCGUGGCGAAAUCUUUGUAUUCCUGAUAAAUAUGGAAAAUUGCGUACAGGAGAAAAUUUCCUACAAGUUCAAAGUUCAGGAUAUGUGAUACUCGCGACAGAACACGGGCUUCGUUUCUUGUUUAAUGCUACAGAAGUCCAUGUUGAUGGCAACUUUAAAGCUGCACGAACGUCACAGGCCGGUGGAACACCUUUUUACAGAAUUAUUCUCAUUUUUCGGUCUAUUCCAUAA
Messenger RNA from Didymodactylos carnosus, 573 nucleotides. Lineage: Eukaryota; Metazoa; Rotifera; Eurotatoria; Philodinida; Philodinidae. The record is from the annotation of a GenBank genome assembly.